CUAGUUUUAAGCCAACUACUUGCGUAAAUUUAGAAAAGGUCAGUUCAAACCACAUAUUUUUGAUUACGAGAUCACUAACAAUUUUUAGUUUUUGAUCAAUUAAAAACGGAUUCAACCAUUGUUUGGAUAAAGUUAUUACAAGCUUGGUAAGGGAUACAAAGAUGGGAUCAAGUGUAAGCGUUGGCCCUAAGGACAGAAGCCGGGUUCGUUCAGUUACCACAAAUGCACCCUCACAGAAAGGACGACUUGGCACAAAUCUCGGUAAGCAGACACCGACAACACAAGUAACCGUUGUUCAAGCGGCUCCUGAUCAACAACAGCAACAACAAUACUACCAGCCUCCUCCCCAACAGGUACACCAUCAGCCACAACAGUAUCAUCAGUCGCAGCAUUAUCAGCAGCAAUAUCAGCAACCAGUUCAGCAUUAUCAACAACCUCAAUAUCAACAACAGAAUGGUUAUUAUCAACAACAGCAGCCGCCAGAUUACAAUCAAUCUCAAGCCGAGUAUCAACACCAACAAUACCAGCAACCACAACAAACCCAAUAUCAACAACAACAGCAAACACAGUAUCAACAGCAUCAACCACAUCAACAAGCACCUGAACCUCAACAACAAACAAAUACAGGUGACGUUCCCGGAACACCAAGCAGCUCCAAAGAGGCAAGUGACCGCAAAACGCCAAGCGAUUCCAAGGAGGCAGGUGACCCACAACGCAAAGUAACUCCAGAGGCAAGUGAUCGCACAACGCCAAGCGAUUCAAAAGAGGUAGGUGACUCCACAACACAAAAUGAACCCAAAGAGGCAGGCGACCCCGCAUUAACAAGCAACUCCAGAGAAAACUGAAACUCCUGAACAAGUACAAGAAACAUUCUAGUUCAGGAGAACAAGCAAUAUUCUGAAUGUUGGGUUAUCAAAGAAAACAAAAGAAGAUUUGCCUAAGGCUGUUAUGCAGAAUUGGUCAAGGCAGAUGAACGAUUAAUGAUGCAUAG
Molecule: messenger RNA, 991 nt
Organism: Owenia fusiformis
Lineage: Eukaryota; Metazoa; Annelida; Polychaeta; Sabellida; Oweniidae
Source: the annotation of a GenBank genome assembly